UCCAGGCUUCAGCCCCAGCCAGCCACCCCACAGGGGCCUCUGUCUCCUUUUCCGUAGUUUGGGGGGAUCAUAGGGGUGCCCGCCUCUCAGGGCCAGUAGGAGCCUGGGGUGCCCAGUGAGACUGGUCCUUGGCUCCCAUGCAGCCCCACUGGACAGCCUAAUUCCCUUUGUAAAGCUCCCUCAUGUGGACCCCCAUCCAGGGCAUUGACCUGAUGCUGGCCUGGGAGGAGGGGAGAACAGAUGGGUGGUCCCAGAGGAUGGGGGCCAUGACGGUGGGUGUGGGGACAGGGGAGUGGGCAGGGCAGUCAGAAGUCCCCACCAUGAACAAGGCUCUGUCCCAGCAGAACUGGUUCAUCAGCCACCAACUCUGCUGGCGCUGCUGUGCUGACCCGCUUGCUUAGUCACCCCAGCAGCAACGCGAUCCCAGUGACAUGGAUUAGGAAGCAGGUAGAGAGGUUCAGUGGCCUACCCGAGCAAGCACACUAGUCAGUGGCACAGCUGGGGCUGGAGCCAGGCCCUGGAACUGCACACUGGAGCCCCGUGAUCUUGCCCUUAUCAGCUCUCCAUCCUGAGGACAGCCCUGCACUGCACGUGUUUCCACCUCCUCCUCGUGCCAGGACGGUCGCAGAAACCUCCAUAUUUUGUCAAGUCUCCAUGCUGGCAAGUGCCAGUCCUGGAAUUUGAACACGUGUCUGACUCUGAAAGCCUGUGCCUUUUCUGCUGAUGUCCGAGGCUCCCUCUGGGUAGAGCCAAGGUAGCAGGCAUUUGAGGCCCCGGCCAGGUGAGGGCAUGGAGAUGGGGGCUGCUGGGCGUGCAGGGGCAGACGGGCCAGCUGAGUUCUGGGCCUCAGGGCAGGGCUUAAGGCCAGGCUGGCGCCUGGGGUGACCUGGUCUCCUUGCUUCCAGGCCUGGGGUGUGCUGGCUGCCGUCAUGCCCUCUGUGUCUCCAGCGGGGCCCUCGGCCGGGGCAGUCCCCAAUGCCACCGCAGUGACAACAGUGCGGACCAAUGCCAGCGGGCUGGAGGUGCCCCUGUUCCACCUGUUUGCCCGGCUGGACGAGGAGCUGCAUGGCGCCUUCCCAGGCCUGUGGCUGGCGCUGAUGGCGGUGCACGGAGCCAUCUUCCUGGCGGGGCUGGUGCUCAACGGGCUGGCGCUGUACGUCUUCUGCUGCCGCACCCGGGCCAAGACACCCUCAGUCAUCUACACCAUCAACCUGGUGGUGACCGAUCUACUGGUAGGGCUGUCCCUGCCCACGCGCUUCGCUGUGUACUACGGCGCCAGGGGCUGCCUGCACUGCGCCUUCCCGCACGUCCUCGGUUACUUCCUCAACAUGCACUGCUCCAUCCUCUUCCUCACCUGCAUCUGCGUGGACCGCUACCUGGCCAUCGUACGGCCCGAAGGCUCCCGCCGCUGCCGCCAGCCUGCCUGUGCCAGGGCCGUGUGCGCCUUCGUGUGGCUGGCCGCCGGUGCCGUCACCCUGUCGGUGCUGGGCGUGACAGGCAGCCGGCCCUGCUGCCGUGUCUUUGCGCUGACUGUCCUGGAGUUCCUGCUGCCUCUGCUGGUCAUCAGCGUGUUUACCGGCCGCAUCAUGUGUGCACUGUCGCGGCCGGGUCUGCUCCGCCAGGGUCGCCAGCGCCGCGUGCGGGCCAUGCAGCUCCUGCUCACGGUGCUCAUCAUCUUUCUCGUCUGCUUCACGCCCUUCCAUGCCCGCCAAGUGGCCGUGGCGCUGUGGCCCGACAUGCCACACCACACGAGCCUCGUGGUCUACCACGUGGCCGUGACCCUCAGCAGCCUCAACAGCUGCAUGGACCCCAUCGUCUACUGCUUCGUCACCAGUGGCUUCCAGGCCACCGUCCGAGGCCUCUUCGGCCAGCACGGAGAGCGUGAGCCCAGCAGUGGUGACGUGGUCAGCAUGCACAGGAGCUCCAAGGGCUCAGGCCGUCAUCACAUCCUCAGUGCCGGCCCUCACGCCCUCACCCAGGCCCUGGCUAAUGGGCCUGAGGCUUAGUCAGCAGGGCUCUGCCAGGGGCCGAAGGUCAGGACUCAUCUGGGCAUGCCAGCGUGGACACCCACCAUGCCAGGGGUGGCAAUCGGUUCCAUCUCAAUUGAUUGGUGAUGGCUACCCAGAACACCACAUUGAGCGUCUAAGGCCACUGUGCUGUGGUUGAUUAGCAAUGUCUGCCACUGGCUCUGAUGGGAUGUGGUGGCCUGAAUGCUGGUGAUUUGCUGUUCCUGGGGUAUAGCACGUCCACUGAAAACUCACAGGGGUAGCCGGGAGCUGCUCCUCACUUUGGCCAGUUUGUCUCCAGAAGGAGUUCCUCAGAAAAAAGGGCAAAGUGGAUUCCAUUGAUUAGAAGGAUGAGAUGAAAAAGAAAAAAGAAAAAAGGACAAAGAUUAUUUAGGUGCUGGGAAUUCCCAAGAGAGUUAAGAAACAACCUGAAUUCCCGAGAGAGCUAACAACAACAAUGCUCCCUCCAACACACACACAGGAGGAAGGACAAGGACAGAAAGAAAAGGCCAGGGAGCAUUCGUGUUGCAUUAAUGGAGGUGGGGGGGUGCAUGUCUCUGCAAGACCCCCUCACCUGAGGCCUCCGUGAAUUGCACGAUAAAACGGCAGACACCCACAGUGCUCUGCUGUGAGCAAGCACUUUGAUAUCUAGGUUGCACUUGAACCCACAACAACCCACAAAGGAGAGGCUAUUUUUCAUCCAUUUCUUGGUGCUGGAGGGGUCAAGUGACACACACAGGGGCCACAGCUGGGAAAUGGCAGGGUCAGAAUGAAAACCAGCCCCACCUCCUCCAGUGCCCUUGCACCUCCUUCCACGGAGAGUGCACGAUCUUCCCAAAACCCCCACUCUAGGAAUGGCCUCAGAACGGCUCGCCUGCUGCCCCAGGCAGAGGCAGUGCUCACAGCCCCAUCCUAUGGAUAAGAAAACCAAGAACAAAGUCACGCAGCAGUGAACCCAGGCAUGCCAGGUUGUGGCCACCAUCUCCCCAUGCAAACAGCCAUUUUCCUCCCCUCCGGGGGCAGAGAGGACAUGACCAGCUGCUCUGGCCCAGCUCACUAUGAGUCCCCAUGCUUUCACUAGGGAGGGAGCUUUUCUCUGGCUGGGGCCUCUGAUCAUCUCCUCAGAGCUGGACUCUAGGAUUUCCUCCCACGUGCCUUCUGCCGAGUGUCCAAGCUCCCAGCCCUUUCAGGACUGGUAAUGGGGAAGGGAGCCUGUGGUGAGGAAGAGGAGUGUGGGACAUCCCUGGCACUUCCGGCUCUGAGGCCCUGCCAUCAGACCUGGCCAUAGCCACUGAAGCAGGCGAGUUGGGCUCAGGUCCUCAGGCCAGGCCUUUGGCUACAGAGAAGUCCUACACACUCAGGGUGACCGUGGCCUGUGUGGCUGGGAGCAGGAUGGGGAGGAGGAGGAAAAGGCCGGGGCUCCCCGAUUCAGCUCGAGGCAGAGUCUCCUGUCCCCAGUUUAGGGUCCUGGACUUUAUAUCCCCAUGUUACACAUGAAGAAACUGAGGCUCAGAGGGAGAAAGGGGCUUGCCAAGGUCAUAGAGUGAGUGCCUGAGUCAUCCAAGGCCAGUAUUGUCCUCACCAACCCCAGCUGUGGCCAUGUGGAGCAGCUGAGGUGGGGGGCACCAGCCCAGAAGAGUCAGAGGUGUGCCCAGCAAGGUGGUGGAACUGGGAGUGCUGCCAGGGCUACUUCCUCCCUGGGUCCGGAUGCCCGAGAAGCAGUGGGUAUCACCAUGGCCGCCAGCAUUCUUGAUACUUACCAGGCACCAGGCACAAUUCUGGAACCUUCCCCCAGCCCCCAGCUCUCGGGUGCUGCUCAGAGAGGGGCCGUGGCUUACCAGGGAUGCGGGUUCCACAAGGCACAGGGGCCCAGCGUUCGGGAAAGGACACGGCUGGGGGACAGGGCUGUGCAUGCAGAAAAACCCCGCUGACCACAGGUGCAGCCUUCACAGCGGCUUUCAGGCAAGCAGGCACCAACAGCGAGCGAGCCAUCAUUCCCAGGGCUGCGAGCCGGCACCCACGUGGUCACACGCCUAGAGCUGAGGAGUGAGGGGUCAGGGCUCAGGUGUCCUGCCCAGCCCAAGCCAUGAGCUUCUUCCAGGCUCAUGUGGCCCACCAGUCCCUGAAUGGCCUUGCUUACCUGGGACCCCUCCACCCACGCUCACAAGUCAUCCAGGGCCAGGGACUCUGGACUCCAUUCCUCCAGGGGCUGUGGGUCCUCUUGCUCCAUCUUAAGGGGCGCCCAAAGCCCCAGAGACUACCUGCCGGCUCCCACUCCCGCCUCUCAAGCAAGCUCUGCACGUGGCCUGGAGUAUGACACCCCUCUGCCCUUGGUCCCGCACUGUACUGUGAAGACCCCUCCAGCCCGGGGCUGCAAGGAGGCAGGGGCCAGGGGGAAGGAGUGCUAAGGUGACGGGGAAUGGCCUGGGCAAAGGUAAGGCCAAGCGCCCGCCUCGCUGGGGCCAGUGAAGGGCCUUCCAUGCAGCUUCCCGGCCCCUCCCCUCCCCUACCAGUCUUCCCGGCCCCUUCCCCGCCAGUCUUCCCUGCCCCUCCUCCACCAGUGUUACCUGCCCCUCGAGCCUUUGGCCUCCCCAUCAAUGACCCCCAGCCUGGCUCCAUUCCUGGUUGUCACUCUAAUUCACACUAAAGAGUGAAUGGCUGACACUUGAGGAUUGCUGUGCUUGAAGAGGCAGGGCUUGCAAUUUUUCUGGAACAAUCCCUUUCUUCAGGAGGAAGGGUCUCUAAGGUAGGUGAGCCAGGUCCCCUCCUUGUCUCCAAGUCUGAAAUCCCAUCAUUCAACUUGGGUUCCUCGGGCCUCAGAGGCUUCUCAGACUAUAAGAGGCCGGGAGAGGAAGGACAUCCUGUCCGAAGCAGGUGCGUCCACUACCACUCAUGCUGGACAGAACAGGCCGCCUGUCUUCUGUGGCCAGGGACACAGGCUUGGGGCCCAUCCUCAGACCUCUGAGAACUGCCUGCCAGCCCCCGAUGCAGAACCCUUGAUAGGCAAGCCUCAGUUUCUCCACACCCCACUCCUCUUUCUCCUCUCCUCAGCCUUACAGCUGGAGGGCAGGGGGCUGGGGAAGGGGGUCACCCCAGUGCCCUGGACUGGGCCCCACAGCUCCCCCGGCUGCUUGCUUCCUCCUUCUGACGGCCAGCUCCUUCCCACUUCAGCCUCCUCUGUGGGCACCGAGGCCCAGGAGGUUCAAAAGUCAGACCAAGACUGUCCUUGGUCCCACAGGGGCAGAGGUAAGAUCUGUGCGUGCCCCCUCUCCACACUCACGGGGACAGGGCGUGAGAUCUUCGCACCCCCUCCCCAUGGUCUCCCUUUCCAGAUUUUCAAAACGCCCAAGUGACGUGAAAUGGUGUGUGUAUUUAUAUCCGACGUAAACAAUCUCCUUCACGAGAUGUCCUCGUCUGGAAUUAAAGCUGUUUAUUCUAUUCUUGCCCACGACUCUGCUCCUGGGCUGGUGGGGGACAUGGAGCUGGCGGAGGGUAUGGAGCAGGGUGGCAGCCCUACGCACGCUCCAACUCUGUGUCCUGCGGACCAGCAAGGCUCCACAGGGAGGCAGCGGCAGUGGUUUUGUGGUUUUGUCAUCCCUGCUGGGAGGCAGAUUUAGGGGCCUUGAGCCCUGCCCAGCUCUGAUGGGCAGGGGAUGGAGGGGGCACAAGUGGCUGACUUGCCAGCAGGGUGUGGGCAUAGCAGCUGGGUGGGGGGCAUGGACCAGCAGAACAAGGGGCUCCAUCCCUGAUCCCGACCCUGCCUACCCAGGGCAAGGACGUGGAGGUGGGCGAGGCAGCCAGACCACCCACAGCCACUGAGUCCUAUCAUAUCAGCAGAGAUAUGGCCUAGAGGGAGAGGGAGGGGAUGGGUCAGCUGGUCCAACACACCAGGGAGAGGGAGCACUGGCCUCCUUGUGGGCCUACUAAGUGCCGCUGAGUGGCCCCUUCACUGAACCUGGGAGGGUGAGAUGACCACCUCCAUUCCUAGAGGAGAAACUUAGGCUUUGGGGGUGGCCAGGGAGGGGGCUCAAACCAGGGCCCCCAGGUGCCCAGUUCUUUGUCUCUGGUCUGGCCCAGCAGAGCUCUGGGUGGGGAGGCGCUGUCUGGGGGCUCAUCACUCCCACAGUCUGGCACCCGCGGCGGCCGGAGGCGUCUGGAUGUAAAUAUUAGGGCCUGUUUAGAUUAAAGCUCCAUUAAUAGCAGGAAAUGUUGCCUGGGUGCCUGCCCCAGCUUCCUGGAGGCCUGAAGGCAUGGAGCGGGGUGGGGAUGCACUAUCUGCGCUGGACACCCCCCCGUGUGCCCUAUUGGAGCUGGACACCCCCUAUCUCCACCCCCCCACGCACCCUGCUUGCCACCUGGCUUAGCAGUUCUGACUCCAGCCUCCCUGCCUCUUCACACACAGCCCCUCCUCUCUCCUUCAGGGCCUCUGCAGCCCAGCGCUCUGUGUUCCCCACCCCGUCACCUCCUGGGGCAAGUCCUCACGGGAUGAGAGGGGACCCACGUGGCCACAUCCGCCCACCCUCCAGAGCUGGGCCCCCACCCGAAGGGGUCUGUGCACCCAAUUCACAGAGGAGAAAACUGAGGCUUAGAGACAUCAUGGGACCAACCCAACGUACCCAGGCGCCACCUCAAAAAGGAGCUGGAAUUCCCCUCCCAGCCCUGCCUGACUC
Pan troglodytes (chimpanzee) is the source of this 6676-nucleotide messenger RNA. It is a transcript of the gene GPR20, whose product is annotated as G protein-coupled receptor 20. Gene Ontology annotation, cellular component: plasma membrane. Lineage: Eukaryota; Metazoa; Chordata; Mammalia; Primates; Hominidae. The transcript has a single exon. Gene Ontology annotation, biological process: positive regulation of Rho protein signal transduction; phospholipase C-activating G protein-coupled receptor signaling pathway. The coding region runs from base 930 to 2006 and encodes 358 amino acids. The record is from RefSeq and is a predicted model, not a curated record. Gene Ontology annotation, molecular function: G protein-coupled receptor activity.